AUGGCAUAUUUGAAAGUUGUACCUCAACAGGGUGACGUUCCCCCGCCUAGAUUUGGACACACAACUACUUCAGUAGGAAGUGGAAAAGUUGUUUUAUUUGGUGGAGCAGUUGGUGAUGUUGGACGAUAUACUAUUACUUCGGAUUCUUUUUUAUAUGAUGUGACUACAAAUCAUUGGACUAAAUUACAAACAGAAAAUCCACCAUCACCAAGAGCAGCUCAUGCAGCAGCUUGUGUAGAAACUAUGCAAGUUGUUAUUUUUGGAGGUGCUACUGGUGGUGGUGCACUUUCAUCUGAUGAUGUAUUAAACUAUAUACCUAUACUUAUAUAUAUAGCUAUGUAUAUUUUAUUUUUAUUGGAUUUGAGACGUGAUAAACAAUUAUCAUGGAUAAUAGUACCAACAACAGGUCGUUCACCAGGUCGUCGUUAUGGACAUACAAUGGUAUUUUCAAAACCCAAUUUAAUAUUAAUUGGUGGUAAUGAUGGACAAAUGCCUAGUAAUGAUGUUUGGGUAUUAAAUGUAGAACAGUCACCAUUCAGUUGGAAUGAAGUUACUUUCUCACCAACUAUACAAUUACCACCAAUACGAGUUUAUCAUUCAUCUGACUUAUGUUGUGAAGGACCAGCAAAUGGUAUGAUAGUAAUAUUUGGUGGAAGAGGUAAUGAAAGUAAAUCAUUAAAUGAUCUUUGGGGUUUAAGACAACAUCGUGAUGGUACUUGGGAUUGGAUUGAAGCACCAAUUAAUUCUGGAAAUAAACCUGAUCCAAGAUAUCAACAUUACAAUAGUAUAGACAGUAUAGACAAUAGUAUAACAUGUUCAUUUGUUGGAUCAAAAUUUGUAAUAUUAGGAGGUAGAAGUGAUUCUGAUUUAAACAAAUCAUUAUCAAUAUCAGUAUAUGAUACUGAAACAUUAGAAUGGUUUAAUAUAUCAACAAUACAAAGAUUUCGACAUUCAAGUUGGCGUUUUGGACCAAAUUUAUAUAUUUUUGGUGGAUUUGCUAAUCAAACACAAAAACAUCCAACAUGUGAAUUAAAAAUUUUAGAUUGUCAAAAGAAUGGUAAUACUGGUGUUUUAUUUCAAAGUUCACCAAAAACCAGAGAAGAAUUUAGAAAACCACAAGAUCGAGAAAUUAGACUCUCAGCACAUGCACACGCAGUACGAGAAUCUGUUUCAGAUUUCUCAUAUCUAGUUCGAAAAAUAUCAAUUGAUCGUCUUGAAGAGGAAGGUAGAAAGAUAAAUAAACCAGAAGCAAGAUCAAGUUUGCAUUGGCAAAAUGAAAAUCCAGAUACAAUAUAUGAUCGUAUUAUAAUGAAACUACUUAAUCCAAAUGAACUCAAAUUUCAAAAAGAUUCAUCCUUUUCUAUUUCAUACAAGGAUAUUAAUACCCUUUUAAAUACUGUGUAUCAUAUUAUUAAAGAAGAGGAGACGGUAUUGAAUUUAAGAGCACCAAUAAAAAUUUAUGGUGAUAUUCAUGGUCAAUAUCAUGACUUGACUAGGUUGUUUAAGUUGUAUAAGAGUCCAUUGGAUGAGUAUUUGGCAGAAGCUUUAUGUUUGGAGGGUGAUAUUGAGUCUAAUGAUUAUUUGUUCUUGGGUGAUUAUGUAGAUCGAGGAUUCAACUCACUGGAGGUUAUUUGUCUUUUAUUUGCUCUAAAGUGUAAAUAUCCAGCACAAAUUCAUCUAAUUCGAGGAAACCAUGAGGAUCCAGCAAUUAACGCAGUUUAUGGAUUCCAAAACGAGUGUGCCCGAAGAUUAAAUGAAGAUGUUGACAAUCCAUUCAGUUGUUGGAAUGCGUUUAAUAAAAUAUUUGAACUACUUCCACUAGGAGCAAUUAUCGAAGGAAGAAUUCUAUGUGUACAUGGAGGUAUCGGUAAAUCCAUUGAACGAAUCGAUGAUAUUCGAUCACUCAAAAGACCCAUUUCUGUUAUUCCAAUACCCGAAUCACCCGAAGAUCAAUUGUUAUUGGAUUUGUUAUGGUCAGAUCCGACAGAUAAUGAUUCGAUGUUAGGAACAGUACCAAAUGAAAUUAGAGACCCAGAUCGUGCUGGUUUUAUAGUCAAGUUUGGACCAGACCGUGUUCUUAAAUUUCUAACAAAUAAUGAUCUACAACUAAUUAUCAGAGCACAUGAAUGUGUUAUGGAUGGUUUCGAACGAUUUGCAGGUGGUCGAUUAAUUACUCUCUUUUCCGCAACAAAUUAUUGUAAUCAUCAUAAGAAUGCUGGAGCAUUAUUAUUUAUAAGAAGAGAUUUAACAAUUGUACCAAAACUUAUUUAUCCAAGUCAAGAUGAAACUUCAUAUGAUUCAUGGGAUAUGAGAAUGAGUGAUACAAGACCACCUACACCUCCAAGAAGCACACCAAUGGCAAGAGAUAUGAUUAUAGAACCCGCUUAA
Messenger RNA from Theileria annulata, 2388 nucleotides. RefSeq names its product serine/threonine phosphatase, putative. NCBI's taxonomy places the organism in Eukaryota, Apicomplexa, Aconoidasida, Piroplasmida, Theileriidae. Bases 1 to 2388 code for a protein of 795 amino acids. Gene Ontology annotation, molecular function: protein binding; phosphoprotein phosphatase activity. The transcript has 17 exons. The record is from RefSeq and is a predicted model, not a curated record. Gene Ontology annotation, biological process: brassinosteroid mediated signaling pathway.